This is a messenger RNA of Hydatigera taeniaeformis, 738 nucleotides long. The record is from the annotation of a GenBank genome assembly. NCBI's taxonomy places the organism in Eukaryota, Metazoa, Platyhelminthes, Cestoda, Cyclophyllidea, Taeniidae.
AUGCGCUCAGUAUGUCUUAGAAUUGGUAUCACUAAACCUGCACUAAAUAUGGCAGCUUCAAAUCUUGCUGGCUUACUAAAGACCACAGACCUCCAGUGUGCAACCGCGCAGACUAGUGCAGCGUUCCACGUGAACCUCACCUUUCAUCCCAAACACAUCCGCAUUGAUCGUCUGACAGAGGCUCAUAGCAUUCCACAGGUGGAAUCCACCGAAGAGCCUCCCAAAUUAAUCACUGUGACUGCUGGAGAACUCCUCACUCUGAUGUGUACUGCCGGUCCAGCCAAUCCACCGGUUCCACUCCAAUGGAGACAAAUAAUCUGCGACGAUCUCUUCGACGCAAACCGCAGCUCAACCUUUGGGAUUCCGAACACCGACGCCAAUAGAGCACCGUGUAGUAUAAUAAAUAAUUUCGGUGAUGCACGAGCAUUGCCGUUGCUUCGUUCACGAAUGGUCUCGAGGAGUUUGGUUUCGCUGUUGGUGCAGGCACGCCACCACCAGAGCCAAGUCGAAUGCUCCACUCUCGAUUCCGACAGACCGAAUGAUCGACCUAAUUGGAGUGCUCGGAGUCCCGAGGAGACGACCAGACUCAAGAAGGAAAUUACCCUAAACGUCCUCUUCAAACCAAACUUCUCCAAUGUUCUUAGCAAACUUAAUCCAUCCACCUCUAAGUAUCUUCCCCAAUAUAUCACUGUAGAAGGUCAGUGUCUUUUGUCUACCGAUAUGAUUGCCUCAAUUUGA